This is a messenger RNA of Cylicocyclus nassatus, 561 nucleotides long. NCBI's taxonomy places the organism in Eukaryota, Metazoa, Nematoda, Chromadorea, Rhabditida, Strongylidae. The record is from the annotation of a GenBank genome assembly.
AUGGUUUAUUCAAGGACCGUGGAUCAAGUGGGAGCCGAUACUGUAAGGAUUGACUCAACAGGACACGAAAAAUCGAAUUUUACCGUUGUCCUCUCUGUGACGGCCGCUGGAGAGAAAUUAAGACCGAUGAUCAUAUUCAAGAAAAAGAGGAUUCCCAAGGAUAAUUUCCCUCCUGAAGUGGUAGUUAGAGCCAAUGAUAAAGGCUGGAUGAAUCACGAACUGAUGAGGACAUGGCUCCAUGAGGUGUGGAACAAACGGAAAUGCUAUGACAACGAUCCCUCGCAGUCAUUACUCAUAUUAGAUUCUGCAAGGUGCCAUCUCACAGAAGACGUCCGAGAGCUUUUCAAGGAGCACUCAAAGAUCGCGGUCAUUCCAGGCGGAAUGACCAAAUAUCUACAGCCUCUCGACGUCGGCAUCAAUAAGCCCUUCAAAGACAAUCUGAGGGCGGGAUGGGAGCGAUGGAUGGCCGAUUCAGCACGAGCAAGGGAAGACCACACCUUGAUGUUGGAAUUGCGGAAUACUCCCGCAUCACCAGCGCGACCGGGGGCGCCAACGUCGUAA